Molecule: messenger RNA, 3960 nt
Organism: Siniperca chuatsi (mandarin fish)
Lineage: Eukaryota; Metazoa; Chordata; Actinopteri; Centrarchiformes; Sinipercidae
Product: NADPH oxidase 4
Exons: 18
Coding region: 425-2104 (559 amino acids)
Biological process (GO): defense response; superoxide anion generation
Cellular component (GO): plasma membrane; NADPH oxidase complex
Molecular function (GO): superoxide-generating NAD(P)H oxidase activity
Source: RefSeq, a predicted model, not a curated record
UAGUGACAGAGGGGAGCAGUGCGGAGGAGCGAUGUUUAUUGUUCUCCCGUCUGUUUGUUGUAUAAUGCCAUUUUUAUUCAACGUGUUUGGGCUGCUCACUUAACGCUCAGGCUUGCCGUGAAGCAAACUGAAAUGAGAUGAGGGGACAGGGCGAGAUGCGCUCGUGUUUCAGACGGAGCUCUUCACCGCCGAGACUUGUGGGGGGAUGAAAAGUCAAACUGCGCUCAGAGCAGACAGGAGCGGAGCAACGUUAGUGCAGGAGGAGCGCCGGGAGGACGGAGCAGACACCGGCCGGUCUGCGGACGCUGCACACAGGCAGUCAGACAGAGACAGAGCUGCAGCAGGGAGGACGAGUCUUCACCUCUCAGCCACACCGAAGCUUUUGCUGAAAAGUUUGGGCAGCUGCUGAGCCAGUGAAGGCAUCAUGGUUGUGUCGGUGCGGAGCUGGGUCGCCAACGAGGGAGGAAAGCACUUGGUCCUGAUGCUGUGGCUGGGAGCUAACACCUGGCUGUUCCUGAAGACCUUCCUGCUGUACUCCACUGGACAGCAGUAUCACUACCUCUACAAGAUGCUCGGGCUGGGGCUGUGCAUCAGCAGGGCGUCUGCAUCUGUGCUGAACCUGAACUGCAGCUUGGUGCUGUUGCCCAUGUGUCGCUCCCUGCUCACCUUUGUCCGAGGAACACACAUGGUAUCGAGCAGAAAGACUCGCAGACUGCUGGACAAGAGCAAGACCUUUCAUGUGGCCUGUGGAGUUGCCAUCUGCAUCUUCUCUGUUGUGCACGUGUCUGCCCACCUGGUCAAUGUCAUCAACUUCAGUGUAAGCUACUCAGACGACUUUCCUGCUCUCAAUUUGGCUCGCUACAGAGGAGAGGACCCCAAGCUCAUCAUUUUGACCACAAUCCCAGGAGUCACGGGCGUCCUGUUGGUUCUCAUCCUGUUCCUGAUGUUCACAUCCUCCUCCUACUGCGUGCGGCUGUCCAACUAUGAGAUCUUCUGGUACACACACAACCUCUUCAUUGUCUUCUACAUCAUCCUUAUGGUGCACAUGGUCGGAGGAGCUCUCAAGUAUCAGACCAACAUUGAGGCCCACCCUCCUGGCUGCCUCAGAGCCAAUCAGAGCAGCGCAGAGCAGCAGGGCGAGGAGCUGGAGCAGGGUGAGGAUGAAGAGAGGAGAUGCAGAGAGAAGGCUCACUUCCAGCCACACUACCCCCAGACAUGGCUUUGGGUCUCCGGUCCUCUCUGUCUUUACUGUGCCGAGCGUUUCUACCGCUACAUCCGGAGCAGUGACCCUGUUACCAUAGUGACAGUCAUCAGACACCCGUGUGAUGUCAUCGAGUUGCGCAUGCUGAAGAAGAACUUCAAAGCUCGUCCUGGACAGUAUAUUGUUCUUAACUGUCCAGGUGUCUCUUCAUUUGAGAACCAUCCCUUCACGCUAACAACGUGUCCCACAGAGAACAAGGAAACGUUUGGCAUCCAUCUCCGAGUCGUGGGAGACUGGACUGAGCGAUUCACACAGCUGUUACUUCCUGAACCAAGGAUAGACUUGGAGAUCCUUCCCAUGGUACAACAGAGGAGAUACCCCAAGCUUUACGUGGAUGGUCCCUUUGGAAGUCCAUCAGAGGAAGUGUUUAACUACGACGUCAGUCUUUGUGUUGCGGGUGGAAUCGGAGUCACGCCAUUCGCCUGCGUGCUGCAUGCUCUGCUUGACGGCUGGACGGGUUUCAGGUUGCAGAGGUUGUAUUUUGUGUGGGUCUGCAGGGAGCUCCAGUCCUUCUACUGGUUUGCUGAGCUGCUGUGUGCCGUGCAUCACAAGCUUUGGCAGGAAAACAGACCGGACUACUUUAAUCUGAAACUGUACAUCAGUCAGACAGACAACCUGCAGAGCAUGACUGAAGAGAAGUACCGCCCACUCGCCUCGAGGCUGCUGGUUGGUCGACCCAGGUGGAAGUUACUGUUUGACGAGAUUGGGAAGACCAAUAAGCAUAAGCGAGUGGGGGUUUUCUGCUGUGGACCAAAGGGCAUCUCCAGGACCCUCCACAGACUGUGUAACUCAGCCAGAUCCUCUGGAACAACCUUUGAAUUCAACAAGGAGUCCUUCAGCUGAUCGAACGCCAGAACUGGCUCUACACUUUAACCUCUGUGAAAAAAACAGCAACUUUGGGAUGGAUGGAUUUUCAUACAUUUGGGGGCAAAUGUUCUUUAUUUGAAGUAGAUUUCUGAACAUCUUGGGCCACUCUUGGCUUCUUGAAAUUUUGAACACAUCUGUGAAUCUGUAAGCAAACAACUGAAACAGGCCCAAAACUCUUGAAUAUACAGACUGUAUAAUUAUUUCAUAUAUAUCUUUGCCCAUGGUGACAAAAGACCCAGCAGGACAAGACCAGUCUGACGCCCAACUGAUGGCUCUAGGAGCUUCAGCUUCAGCAUCUGAUCCAAUCAACCUCUGAGAUAAACCGAAGAGACCAGCUCACUGCUCGGAUUCUCCACUCGUGAUGCUCUGUUUUUCCCUGACGUACCCCUCUGUGGAGCAAAUUUGUUUUCACAUGUUGGAGUCUAAUGUGAGAAAAAAGGUCUGACACAACCUUCAAUUCCACGUCCACAAACACAAGAUAAUGAUAUUACACAAGAGGGAAAUUUGAUUUCAGCGGACCAGGGCUGAAACAUCAUGCAGGGACCAGACAAAUUGUUUUUUAUCCAAACAUUUAAGAAGCAGUUGACUUAAAAAACCAGAGAGGUGCUAGUUCCGUGUCAGCCAAAUGACAGCCAGACUUCAUUUAACCUUUACUUGACACCAAACUGGCACCCAACAAGCCACACCAACCAAAAAAGUGUAGGUUAUAGAGAGCAAAGUCCCCAUCCAGAACUGCUUCAGGCUUUUGUUCCACUAGCUUUUCUAUCCAUAUCCAAAAUAAAUCAGUAUCUUCUACUGUAUGGACAUUGAGCACCUUGUCAUUUCAAUUGUGAGAAAACAUUUGUUUUGUUAGCAUUCAAAAACUACAGCUCCCAAACUUUAAGUCCUGUAGGAAUGCAGUCACAACCCCACGGUGGCUGUUGUUGAUAAAUGCUAACUAAGUGAUUAUUGUUUUUUGAAUUUUCACUAUCCCUUACAGUAGUACAGAUCCAUUGAUCUUAGAAUAUGGAUAGAAAACCGAUGUAAUGUGUUUCAGGUUUUUAGAAAGACUGAUAAUACAAACCCUCUAUGGGAAAAAUACAUCAUCUGACAAGUCAGUUGGAACAGGAUUUGAAGACAGGCUGAAGGGAAAUGACGCAUUAGAGUCCCACCUCAGAGAACAAACACUUCCUGUGUCUGAGCUGGGAGACAAAACUAAGUAUUUGAUUGUCACUCAUCAGAAUCUGAGGUGUUUUUCCUUCAACAGAGUGAAGGAGUGAAGCCAAAAUGGACACUUGAUUCAGUCUUUCUGUCUUAUCUGUCCCCUGUUCAUAUGAAAGAUCUGUUUUUAUACAAAGCAAGCCUACACUACACCUCAAGCCAGUAUUUUUAGUUAGUUGUUUUUUUCAAUUUAUUUAUAUUUUUUAAAGUUAUUUUUUAUUAUGUGAAAAACUUCUGCAGGGCUUUGGCAAUUUCUCCACAAAGUGAGUGUCAUACGUUUUUUUUUUAAACAUAUAUUUAGAAAAUAAAGUUACUGAUAAAAAUGAGGAUACUGGUGAAUUUGCAAUUGAUAACAAUUCAUUUGUAAGUUUGACAGUACAUUUUUAGUAGUUUGCGAGUCAGCUGUUAUUUAAAAAAAUGCUGGAAACACCAGGUUUCUGCAAAGAAUCAACAUCUUAAUAUUUCAGAUUUUGUGACUGAAACAACUGUAUUCUCUCAAAUUGUAAUUAGCAACCAUUUAUUUAGCAUUUGAAUUUAAAAAUAUUUAAAUGUUAAAUUGUAUGUCUAUUUUCAGGAUUGUCCUUUUUUUUACGAACAAGGCAAAGUCUGAAAUAAAAGAGAUUUUCUAUUUA